Physella acuta is the source of this 1304-nucleotide messenger RNA. Its product is annotated as cytochrome P450 3A19-like. Lineage: Eukaryota; Metazoa; Mollusca; Gastropoda; Physidae. Gene Ontology annotation, molecular function: heme binding; iron ion binding; steroid hydroxylase activity. The record is from RefSeq and is a predicted model, not a curated record.
CUUGAAUACAUUAUGGUCAAAGACUUCAGCAAUUUUGUGGAUAGAGUUGCAAUGAACACAUCCCUCUGUGCUGUUGUUCAUGGUUUAUUUUUCCUGAAUGGGGGACCACUGGACCAGGUCUAGACAUGUGUUGUCUCCCAUGUUCACUGCUGGGAGGUUGAAGCAGAUGCUGCAUCACGUCAACACCAGCGCUGCCGACCUGGUGGCUCUCAUCAAGAAACACAAGGAGGAGGGGAAGCUCAUCCCUCUCAAAGUCACUGCAGCCCGUUACACUUCCGAUGUAAUAGCCAGGGUAGGUUUUGGUGUAGAUUCCAAGGCUUUGACAGAAGAAAAAAGUGAAUUUGCUUACAACAUCAACAACUUUAUUCGCAUUCCUGCCACACGUCUUCAAAAUAUUUUCAGAGCUAUUAAUGAAUUUUGUCCACCCGUCAUGAAGAUUGGUCUUGCUCUAUUUAACGAACAAGUGGAUGCUAUUUUACCAGAAACCAAUAAUUACUUCGUUAAUUUUAUCAAUGAUGCGAUUGAACGUAAACUAGCUGAAAAGAAAAAUAAAGUCACCUCUAAGAAGACCCACCUGGACAUGCUUGACAUGCUACUUGAAGCAGAGGUCGAUGACCGGACAGGUCAACAGCUGACCGCAGCAGACAGGAAAAUCACCAGGAAAUACGUGAUCGGCAACUCCGCCAUCUUGAUCUUAGCUGCCUUUGAAACCACGUCAACGGCCCUAAGCUCCAUCUUGUACCUACUAGCCAGGCACCAAGACAUUCAGGACAAGGUCAUUGAAGAAAUUGACGAGGUCAUGCAGGGCAAGUCCAAACCCACAUACGAGGACAUGGCUAAGUUGACCUAUACAACUCAGGUGAUCUACGAGUCACUGAGGAUGUUUCCCCCCUCACCUGACAUCACACGCAGGGCCAAAGAGACCAGAAACUUCAACGGGAUGACCAUCCCAAAAGGGAUCACAAUUUUCAUCCCCAUCUUCAAGAUUCUAAAAGACCCUGAAUAUUUCCCUGACCCCUAUAAAUUUGACCCGGACAGAUUCUCACCCCAGAGGAAGUCUGAGAUUGACCCCGUGACCUUUUUACCUUUUGGGUUUGGCAGACGACAGUGUGUGGCCAAACGUCUGGCACUGGUGGAACUUAAGGUUGUUCUGUGUCAGCUACUGACCACCAUGAGGUUUGUUCAGACAGACAGGACAGAACCAGCUCUUGGAAACGAGGCUGAGUACAUCCAUGUGGAUGGAUUUUUUGUGGCCAAGAAACCCAUAGAGAUGGAUAUAGUUCUGAGAAACCAGUGAGGUCGUC